Messenger RNA from Sphaeroforma arctica JP610, 1123 nucleotides. RefSeq lists its product as hypothetical. The annotation marks the transcript as partial. NCBI's taxonomy places the organism in Eukaryota, Ichthyosporea, Ichthyophonida. Gene Ontology annotation, molecular function: DNA binding; DNA-directed RNA polymerase activity. The transcript has 5 exons. The record is from RefSeq and is a predicted model, not a curated record. Gene Ontology annotation, biological process: DNA-templated transcription.
ACAGCACCAAGAUCAAGCUUGGGAUCUUUUCGGGUGAAGAAAUGGAGCGCAUGGCCACGCUGCGGUGUGUGAACUUUCCACUUUUUGAGCCUGGAGCAGGCGGCAAAGCACUGCCCUUCGGUGUCCUGGAUCAGCGUCUGGGGGCGGCGAACAAGGGAUCGUACUGUGACACGUGCUUUCUCGGCCGCGAGGAGUGUCCCGGUCACUAUGGAUUGGUGCGCUUGGAGUUGCCCGUGUUCCACUCCGGAUACUUCAAGUUCAUCAUACAGAUCUUACAGAUGAUCUGUAAAGACUGCUCAGCGGUGUUGCUAGACCCCAUGGAGAAGCUACGCAUGCUCAAACGGUCCCGUAAUCCGGAUUUAGAUCGCUUACAACGCGGUGCCGUGUACAAAGCAGUUUUGGAAAUGACCAAAAAGAAGAAAAAGUGUCCCUAUUGUGGGGCUACAAACGGAACAGUUCGCAAAAUCCCGCCCCUAAAUAUUGUCCACAACAAGUACCCGCCCCAAAAAGUGGGUGCCAAGGCAGGCCCUGACCCAAAUUAUGUGGCGUUUCAGAAGUCGUUUGAGCAUGCGGUCUCGGGCAAUAAUGAACUGAGCCCACUCAUCAAGAACGCACAGGACGAUUUAACGCCCUUGCGAGUGCUCGAACUCUUUAAGGCUAUAUCAGGUGAGGAUUGUGACCUGAUCUGGAUGGACAGUGUAGGCGGGCGCCCAGAACGAAUAGUACUCACACAUCUGUUGGUACCACCGACUAUUAUCAGACCAGGUGUGCCGAUGUUGGGCGGAGGCGGCAGCACAGAGGACGACCUCACCAUGAAGCUAGCGGAUAUGAUCCGCAUGAACGGCUUCAUCAAAACCAAACUCGAAACCGGCGACAAAAUCAACGGUAUCGAGGAUCUAUGGGAAGUGCUGCAGAUGUACAUGGCCAUGUAUUUGGACGGAGACAUCCCGCAGAUGUCGGCCCAGAUGAAGAAGACGCUACAGAUAGACAAGCCUAUUCGUGGGUUUGCCCAACGAUUAAAGGGGAAGAAGGGGCGAUUCCGUGGCAAUCUCUCGGGGAAGCGUGUGAACUUCACCGCACGAACGGUCAUCUCGCCCGAUCCCAACCUGCGCAUUGAUCAGGU